Molecule: messenger RNA, 2659 nt
Organism: Nannospalax galili (Upper Galilee mountains blind mole rat)
Lineage: Eukaryota; Metazoa; Chordata; Mammalia; Rodentia; Spalacidae
Gene: Slc43a3
Product: solute carrier family 43 member 3
Exons: 14
Coding region: 297-1826 (509 amino acids)
Biological process (GO): transmembrane transport
Molecular function (GO): transmembrane transporter activity
Source: RefSeq, a predicted model, not a curated record
GAGCCCGGGAGGCGGGUCCCAAUCCCCUACUGGAGGGCGCUAAUGGGAGGAGGCGGCGAGUAGAAGAUUGGGAGGGGCGGCAAGAGGAGCGAAACCCAGCGAAGGCGCGCGCGGGAACCUCCCGGCCGGCAGCUCACGGGAUCCAGAUAAUCCAUCCCAUGGUGCUCCUUGUGAAACCCCGUGACAGUUGAAAACAGAGGGCUUUUUGAAGGCAAGGGCAAGGAUCCACUCGCCAGGACCUGUGGUCAGCCCCAGGAGGCCAGAGUGGGAUUUGAGGAUCCACUUCACCUGGGGCCAUGGCAGGCAAGGACCUGCCCCUUCACUUGGCUACGCUCUUGACUGGGCUGCUGGAAUGCCUUGGCUUUGCUGGAGUUCUCUUCGGCUGGACUUCACUGGUGUUUGUGUUCAAAACAGAGGGUUAUUUUGCAGAGCUGUGUGCACAGGAUGGCCUCCAUAAUGCCAGCCACAAUGCCACAGGGCAGCUGGGCUGCAAAGCCCAGGAUGAGAGAUUCUCACUCAUCUUCACCCUGGCAUCCUUCAUGAACAACUUCAUGACCUUUCCCAUUGGCUAUGUUUUUGACCGCUUCAAGACCACCGUGGCCCGCCUCCUAGCCAUAUGUUUCUACACCUGUGCCACACUCACCAUAGCCUUCGCCUCUGCAGACUCUGCCAUGCUGCUCUUCCUGGCCAUGCCCAUGCUCACAGUUGGGGGAAUCUUGUUUCUCAUCACCAACCUACAGAUUGGGAAUCUCUUUGGCAAACAUCGUUCGACCAUCAUCACCCUCUACAAUGGAGCAUUUGACUCUUCCUCGGCUGUCUUCCUUAUCAUUAAGCUUCUUUAUGAACAGGGCAUCAGCCUCAGGGCUUCCUUCCUCUUCCUGUCUGUCUGUAAUAUUUGGCAUAUUGGGCGUACUUUACUACUGAUGCCCCAGGGGCAUAUCCCCUACCCACUGCCUCCCAACUACAGCUAUGGCCUUGCCAUUGUUUUCCCCAACUGGAAAAAUGAGACUCAGAGCUUGUGCUCUAGGUUUGGCAACAGGAAGGAAAAGAAGAAAACAGCUGAGCCUGAAAUCAAGGAGCUGCAGUCAAAGGAAUUCCUUACAUCAAAGGAAGAGAGCCAGGGACCAGGGCAGCAGGAGCAGGAACAGCGGUCUUUCCGGAGCUGUGUACUCUCUCGGUGCUUUGCCUUGCACUUGGUGUGGUUGUCUGUGAUGCAGCUGUGGCAUUACCUCUUCAUUGGCACUCUUAACUCUCUACUGACCAACUUGGCUGGUGGGGACAGUAUGCAAGUCAGUACCUACACAAAUGCCUUUGCCAUCACCCAGUUCUUUGGGGUGCUAUGCGCCCCUUGGAAUGGCCUGCUCAUGGACCGCCUUAAACAGAAGUACCAGAAAGAAGCUCAAAAGACAGGCUCCUCUUCCUCGGCUGCAGCUGUCUGCUCGGUGGUGCCUUCACUGGCCCUGACGUCUCUGCUGUGCCUGGGCUUCACCCUGUGUGCCUCGGUCCGUAUCCUCCAGCUCCAGUAUGUUACUUUCAUCCUGCAAGUUGUCAGCCGCUCCUUCCUCUACGGGUGCAACGCUGCCUUCCUCACACUGGCUUUUCCUUCCGCGCACUUCGGAAAGCUCUUUGGGCUGGUGAUGGCUUUGUCAGCCAUUGUGUCUCUGCUGCAGUUCCCCAUGUUCAUCCUCAUCAAGGGCCCGCUCCACAAUGACCCUUUGCAGGUGAACAUGUGGCUGUUGCUUGCCAUUCUCUUGACAUUCGCCCAUCCUUUCCUGGUGUACCGGGAGUGCCACGCAAAGAAAGCAACCCCGUCAGCAACCACCUAGCUCAGAAACCUCGCUCUCCAACCCUGGGGGUGCUUGGUCGGAUCUUUCCUCUCCUUUGAGGACUCGGUGUCCACAAAAACUUUGCCUACCCAGGCAACUUGUAUUAAGCAGCCAUUAUUUUUCCUUAAAAAAACAAAAAAGAUAUUUAAGUGCCAUCUAGGACUUCUGAUCUGUAAGAAGAGAUGCCAAGAGGCCUGAGUUCAUCGUGAUCCAAAGCAAAGGCUCCUACAUAUCUGUGGGUAGGAAGUUACUCCUGUACAGAGCUCACUGUGAGGGAGUGAUGUGGAAGGGGAGAUAUGUCACCAAAGCCCAUGUGUGCCAGGAUCUCUGUCACCAGGUGAAUUUCCAGGUUAAAUGUGAGGUCAUUACGGCUCCAGUCAUUCCACCUGACUGUUAGAGGCAGGAGAAACAGCAGCCCCUGCUCCCUCACACACAUAUCUUGGUUAGAGAACUCCAUGAGCUUUGGAGGAAAAAGGAGCAGACAGAGGUCCCUGGGCCUCAGCCCCUCUCUCCCAAUAAUGCUGGAUGACCUUGGUCUGACCCCUGUCAGGUCUGAGCAUCACUUUUCCCAUGUGUAACAUGGCAGAACUCGGAGUCAAAGGUGGUUUUUGGAAGUAAUGCUCUGGAAAGUUUUAAAAACAGUGCUAGACAGUCAGGUUACCCCCAAAGGAUUUGGGAACCAGGGGACCAGAUGGCCAGAAGGAUUUUAAAAGAACCCUCCCUGGGACAUUUCUUCCUCAGGAAGAGGUGUAUUUAUUGACUUCAGGUAUUUUAUUUAAAAAUCCUUUAGGAAACAAUUUUGUACAAUAAUAAAGCCUCUAUAGUUAAAGCAA